Hemisphaericaspora subhashii is the source of this 1980-nucleotide messenger RNA. RefSeq lists its product as uncharacterized. NCBI's taxonomy places the organism in Eukaryota, Fungi, Ascomycota, Pichiomycetes, Serinales, Debaryomycetaceae. Bases 1 to 1980 code for a protein of 659 amino acids. The transcript has a single exon. Gene Ontology annotation, cellular component: mitochondrion. The record is from RefSeq and is a predicted model, not a curated record.
AUGGGGUCUUCAUCAUUCUUUAUUAGAUACCCGUGUAAAUCCCCAACAGCUACAAUGCUCUCAAGAAUCUCCAGAAACGCAUUAGUCAGUGCCAAACUGACAAGAAAUCUUACAUCUACCCUCUUAAAAUCCCUGACUGCAACCAAAUCAAUUCGAUUCCUUGCAACUACAUCAGAAAAGCCAACUGAAGUUUUCACCAAACUUUCAGAUGCCAAUGAUCCAAAUAGAAGUCAAUUUUUCCAAUACACUUGGGGUUCAUGGUUAAAGGAUGAUAAAUUAAAGAAACUCCAACGUGUUACUUUCUUUUCGAUUGAAGGUAUAAGUUCAAUUAUUGAAGAAUUGAAUAUUGCUAGAAAUGCGAAAGAAAAUAUCGAUACCAGUGGUGAACCAUUACUUAAACAACCUCAACAAUUAAAAGAUGGGACAUAUAUUUUAUCUAACAAUUUAGGUAAGGAUGUAAUUGGUAGUUUAGGUGAAGGUACUUCUAAAUUGUUAAUUAAAUCUAUUGCUAGUAUUCAUGAAGGUAAACAUCAUCGUAUUUAUAAGAUCACUUUAAGUACUGGUAAAGAACUAGUAUUGAGAAUUCCAUAUAAGUUAGAUUCAGAUUAUGCUAUUUCUCAAAAAAUCAAGAGUGAAGUGGCUACUAUGGAUUUUCUUAGAUUGAAAUUAGGUUUAAAUGUUCCAAAAGUUUUAGCUUAUGGAGAUUCUAAAUUAAAUUCAUUACAAGCUCCUUUCAUUUUGGAAGAAUUUAUAGAUGGAGAAUUGUUAAUGAAGAAAUGGGUCCCAUUGGCUCCAGAUUCAGAAGAAACUACUAGUAAAUUGAAAUCGGUUAUUGAACCAAUUUCUGAAUUUCAAGAUAAAUUAUUAUCAAUCACUUUCAAUAAGUCUGGUUCCUUAUAUUUCCGUAAUGAUGUUGAUGUUAAGUUACAGAGUGAAUUACCAUAUGAUGGAGAAGAAAAUCCAUUGUUAAAGAAUAGGUGGAGGAUUGGUAGCAGUGUAGAAAGGCCAUUCACUAAGAACAAGAACAAGUUAUCCAAGAGUAAAGUUGACCAAUAUAAUGGUCCUUGGGAUGCUGAUAAGCCACUUGAUGUUGUCACUGCUGUUGCUGAUAUUGAAUUGGAAAAUGCAAAGAAUAGAUUAUCUUUAGUUCAAGCCGAUGCAGGUGAAACUAGUUCUGAAGAUUUGAUUAACAAACAAAUCAAAACUUUUGAACAUUUGAAACAAGUUGGAAAUCAAUUAUUUAAUCCAAAAUCUAAAUCAAUUAUGAAUGCUGAAGAAUUAUUUAAACCAAGAUUAUAUGUACCUGAUUUAGAUCCUUUGAAUGUUAUUCAAACCAAAGACAAGGGAAAUUAUUUCAUUGAUUUCGAAAAUACAACCAUUAAGCCAUUCAUUCUUAGUAGUUAUCCAAACUUUGUAGCUUAUCAUGGUGCUAAGAUUUAUAAUUUAGAAGAAGAUAUUCCAGGUUAUAAUCAAAUGGAUGAAGUUGAAAAACAACAAUAUCAAUUUAUGUAUUUCAAAACUAGAAAUGAAAGACUUUGGGAAUUGGAAUUAAAUUCCAAGAGACACGAUUUAAUUGCCGUUGCAUCGCCUCAUAUUAAAGUAUUAAAGAGUCCAUAUGUACAAGCAUUGGAAUUAAAGAAUGAUAAGGAUUAUCUUUAUGUUGAAGGUUCUAUUGUCCAAUUACAAGCCAUGUGGGAAGCUUAUGUUGCUAAUGAAUUAGUUGAUUCUACUGAUACUGAAUUCCCAAUUGAAUUUGAUCAAGAAUAUUUGGAUGAAUUCCAUAAAGAUUUGGAACAAUAUCAAGUUGAAACUGUUUCCAGUCCAUUUGCUGCCACUGGUGGCUGGAUUCCUCAAGAUAUGUUUACCACAUUGAAAGAUCAAGGUAUUAUUGUGGAAGGCGAAAAUGGGGAAUACAAAAUUGAAACUGAAAAAGUAUUAGAACAAACACCUGAAGAAAAGGAAAAUGAAGAUAAGAACUAA